Messenger RNA from Asparagus officinalis (garden asparagus), 1099 nucleotides. RefSeq names its product protein POLYCHOME-like. Bases 107 to 757 code for a protein of 216 amino acids. Gene Ontology annotation, cellular component: nucleus. The record is from RefSeq and is a predicted model, not a curated record. Gene Ontology annotation, biological process: negative regulation of ubiquitin protein ligase activity; regulation of nuclear division. The transcript has 3 exons. Lineage: Eukaryota; Viridiplantae; Streptophyta; Magnoliopsida; Asparagales; Asparagaceae.
UCUUAUUUAAACUCUGAAACCCUCUCAUUUCUUGAUCGAUGUAGACGCAGGCAUCUCUCAAUUUCUGAGUCGAAGAAAUCAUCCACAGCAAUUAAUCAAGUGAAAGAUGCCAGAAGCGACAGGGAUUUUGGUGCGGAGAAGUGAAGUGGGCGGGAGAUUGUGGGUCAGGAGGGUGGACCCACCAGCAGCGGCGGUGACAACACGGAGGAUGUCGAGAGCGACGGAGGAUAAUAAGGAGAACAUACCACCAGCAGGUUACCUGGAAUCGUCACCAUUGUGGAGGAGGAGGAGGGUUAGGGUGAGGAAGAGCCCAUUGCCGGAGUGGUACCCUAGGACGCCGUUGAGGGACAUCACUGCCAUCGUCAAUGCUUUAGAGAAGAGAAGGCAACAAGUGCAGGUGGCCAGGGCUGCAGAGGGUAACAGAAACGGAGAAGCCUCUCAAGAGAGUCCACAAGAACUCAGUGUCGCAGAUCAAACUCUUCCUAUAGAUUCCACUCCACUUCAUGUUACCACAUGCAUUCCUCCAUCUUCUCCAGUUGAGCACCCAUUGAAGACCCCUUCCACUUCCAGCUCCAUUUCUGAGAUUGAUACAUCUCCCAGCAACGAGAAGCGAACUGAAGCUGAAGAAAAGUUGUGCAAGUCUAUUGAUCAGAUUGAGAAGAUUGUGAAGAAGAAUGAGUUGAAGCGGUCUGUGAGGAGGGAGGUCACUGCUAAGAGGGAGGUCAUGCAGAGGAAGACUCUUAUGUCGAUGCGAUGAGAUGAGUGAAACAUUUCGUUUCAUGGAGUUUACAGAAACCCUUCUUCUUGCACUGAUUAUGAUGAUAAGAUGAGUGUGUACUUUAGUGAUUGCUGCUUUGAAACACGCCAAUUCCAACUAUCGGUUUGAUUUGGCUCAAGGAUCACUCUACCAUGCUGUCUCUGUUGAAUCCUCACCUGACCUCUGUAGUGUUUCUGAAACCUGUGUAUGAAACAUUUUAGCUGUAUUCUGAAACCUGUAUAUAUUGCCUAUACAGCUUGUUACUUGAGAGUUGAGAAGGACCUAUAAUUUUAGCUGUAUUCUGUACAGUACACAGUUCCAAGUGCAGCUGUUUCUUGGAAA